Diuraphis noxia (Russian wheat aphid) is the source of this 3171-nucleotide messenger RNA. RefSeq names its product DNA-binding protein D-ETS-6-like. The record is from RefSeq and is a predicted model, not a curated record. Gene Ontology annotation, biological process: regulation of transcription by RNA polymerase II; cell differentiation. Gene Ontology annotation, molecular function: DNA-binding transcription factor activity, RNA polymerase II-specific; sequence-specific DNA binding. Gene Ontology annotation, cellular component: nucleus. Lineage: Eukaryota; Metazoa; Arthropoda; Insecta; Hemiptera; Aphididae.
UGUACACGCGCGUUCCGCUGGCCGCCUACCGUUCGACAUGUUAUGAUGUGUAACAUAAUAAUAUAUCAUAUUGCUAUAAGCGAUAUAUUUUAUACGAUAAAAAUACACGUCGCGUGCACAAUAAAAACAAUAUACUUUCUGCAUAAUAACUAUAUUUCGUAUUAAAUCAUUACACGUACAUUUAUCUUCGACUUAAAGAAUAAUGUAUAAUAUAUAAUAUUAUUGUGAUCUUCGUCGUCGUCGUUGUCGUUCGCUCGUGCAAUAAUAUAUUAGACGAUAAUAUUUUAUAUAUAGCUGUCAGGUAUGUCGGCCGACAUACAGGAGAUGUUCACUGCAACGACGUGAAUAUCGUGUGCUCUUACACGGCGGUCCGCACGUACAUAGCUAUAGAUGUGGCAACUGUCGGCUUGUGAUCGGAAUGAUCUCAGGAGACACUUGCAGAUGGCCACCGCCCUCAACCGGGCCAAACCGUUUGGACAUUCGGCUCAACUUUUCUACAACGAUCCGUACGAGGUAGUCAACGCGGCCAGCAGUCGACUUGUAGCCCAAGCAGCAGCAGGCUCGGGGCAAAUACAACUGUGGCAGUUCCUGUUGGAGUUGCUUGCCGAUUCCAACAACGUUGGAUGCAUUUGCUGGGAUGGUCCUGGAGGCGAAUUUAAGCUAAUUGACCCAGAUGAGGUAGCCAGGCGUUGGGGCGAACGCAAGUCGAAGCCCAACAUGAACUACGAUAAGCUCAGCAGAGCUCUCAGGUACUACUACGAYAAGAACAUCAUGACCAAAGUUCACGGCAAACGCUAUGCAUACAAGUUUGACUUCCACGGGCUGAUGACCGCGUGCCACCAGAGCCAGCCGCAGAUGCCAGUGGCGCAGUCCGGUCCCCAAGCGGCCGCUGGUCCAUCAUCGGUCGCCGUGCCGUCUGCAGCGCCGUCACCGUCCGAAUUUUCUGGCGGCCUGUACGGCCAGCAGCACGUUUCUGUUUCCAGUCCACCGACCACCAUAUUUCCGGCCGGACCGUCCUACUGGGCCACAUCCGCCGCGGGCCUUUCUACGUUGUACCAACAUCCAACCGGGCCGCGGUAUCCACCGUAAUCCCAUACAUCCUAAUACAAUAUCAUAUGACAAGGGAUGAAUUCUCGUACACCCUAAAUCUCGAUAUUUCCGUUAAAUUCCAAGUUCUUUGGAAAUAAAUACUCGAAAUCGAAUAAUUCAAACUCAAAACAUUUCGAAAAGUUCCAGAAAAAGCAAAUCCGAUGUCAAGACUGUUAUAAAUUCAAUUAAUCAAUAAUUUUCAAAAUACAAAUAGCCACACAUCAUAGAUUAUAUAGAACAUAGAAUACUUUUUUUAUUUCACAUAUUUCCCGUAUGAUCCAUAUCAGUUUUAACUUUUAUGUUUAUCAGUUGCCACAAUUUCAUAAUCGUGUUGCAAUCUAAUUAAAUUUCGAGAUUUCAAUAUAAUCGAAAAAUUCGAGUUUGAUUUCAAUUAGAAUUUAAAUUUGUGAAAAUUAAAAGUCGACCAUCCCUAUAAUAUGUAUACGAAAAUAACUGAAAAGUGUACCGCGCGCUGCAGUUGCAACUUGUAUUAAACAUUUCUAUAACCAAGUAUUAUGUCGAACAAAAUUUUUCGUUGAAAUAAUUUCGUAACACAUUAUUAUUUUCAGGACACCGAUUUCAAUAUUAUAAUAUAUUUUUCAACUCAUCACUUGUAGAAAGUAUCGAAGUGAUGCGUUGUUUUCGUGGAACACGGAAACAUACAUUAUUAUUGAUAUUUCAAUUUGUUUGUUUCCAUCCAUAAAAACRAGACUUCAUUAAUCAUUACUAAUAAUAUCAUAAUCGGCAGCAUUUCUCGCAAUAUUCGACAAUACGCCUAACCCUAAUCGGCCUAAUCCCAUCAUUAUACUUAUACGGGGUGUGAAUCCGUUUUUUUCUCAAUAUUAUAUUAUGAUCCCUAUUAUAAAACAAAAGUGCACGAUAAAUUUUGAUUAAACAAAUAUCUUCAUUAAUAACUGUUUAAAAUUAUACACAUGAACACAUGACUUUAGAUUCUUCAUUGUACAUAUUAUUAUAGUGUCUUAUUAUAAAAAAAGAUAAUCGUUAAUACUACAAGACAAUAAAACAUCAUAUACACUACAAUUUACAAUUUACAAUUUUAAAAUACUCAUAACUUUCUUAAAAAUUAUAUCAAAUCGAGUUUAUGACCUGAAGAAGCUCUAGAUAAUAAUCCUUACAUUUAAAUUUGGUAAUUAUUGAUCAAUAAUUCUCAAUUCACUCUAAUAUAAAAAAUAAUUACUCAAUAGAAUAAGGUUAAUUAUUCUGAACAUAAAAUGUGGUAUAUUAUUCGUUUAUAUGGCCGAUAUAAUAGUUAAAUACACUAUGCAGGUACAACAUCUUAAAAAGAGAGGUUUAUAUUUUCAUAAAUUAAUUUAAAUUAAUAAUAUACCUAAGUCUCAAGUAUCCUAUUAAAUUAUUAAUGGUAGGUAUAAUACUUGAAAGUAAAAAUGAUCUCAUUAAAUUUGAAAUAAUAUUAAUAUAGUUAUAAAAAACAAUUAAAUUAUUUAACUGUUUUUAUGUAUGAUAAGUAAGUACUUCGAAGUUUGUACGGCAAAUUAAUAUUUAAUUUUAUUAUUAAUUAAAUGAAUCCAAAGCGGAUAGACGACAUUCGUAUAGUGCAGUAUAAACUACACRAGUGGGCUCGUUGACCUACAGUAUUAUUAAKAUCCUGGACACUCGCCUUGUACUUAAUAAAAUACUAAAUUAGUAUAUUAAUUAUAGUAAUAUACAAUAUACGUUAUAUAGUAUUAUACAUGUAUAAUAUUAUUAUAUUAUAUUUAUACUGUAUUUGACUUGAAUUUACCGUACCGUAUACAGUUUACUGACCGCACAAUGCACAUGACUAACAUUCGUAUAGUUUGCAUAACAAAACGUGUGAUUGAUUCGACGACGAUCGUCACCCACUUGUAAUAAUGACAAAUGACUUGUAGACUCAUGUGACUUAUGUUCUACACACUAAGUCAAUACCUAUUACCUACAGUAUGACCAAUACAACUUUCGACGUGAUCUAAUAACGAUUUCGGUGGUUUAUUGUAUUAAUAAUAUUUAAUAAUAURUAAUUUAUUUUAAAUUAUUUAUAACUAAGGUCAGGAUGUUUAUGAUCUUAAAAAUUCGAAAAUGCAC